This is a messenger RNA of Botrytis fragariae, 3228 nucleotides long. Its product is annotated as putative transcription factor cys6 protein. The transcript has 2 exons. The record is from RefSeq and is a predicted model, not a curated record. Lineage: Eukaryota; Fungi; Ascomycota; Leotiomycetes; Helotiales; Sclerotiniaceae. The coding region runs from base 1 to 3228 and encodes 1075 amino acids.
AUGAAUGAGUAUAAUAGAGUGGCGAUGGGAGAAAGUGUAUGCCUUUGGAGCUGCUGUUGGUGCAGCGAUUAUACCGGUACUGGAAUGACAACAGAAAUUAUCAGCUGUCCUGGAUGCGCUCAUGUUCGAUGUAACGACUGCCCUGUUCAGUUGGUCAAAAGGCGUUCAUCACAUUCGACCUCAAAUACCAGGUCUACGAGGGCCACAGGAUCUAGAGCCCGGGAGAGUGGCAGUAGCAGAGGAAGGGAAAGCGGGAACGGAGAUGAAGGAGGUCAAAUUCCGCAGUCAGAUGCCGUACUAGAGUCUACGAUCGAUUCAACCAUCAACGCGGCAUUGUUGCAGGACGCUCAGAUAUCUGUUUCGGCUGAGUUAAAUCUGGACUCAAUCCCUCAAGAUACCGACGCAUCUAAGCCGCAAGAGGGGAAAGUUAAAGAAUUCGAUACUGAUCAUUAUAACUUGAACAUGGUUGAUACUACCAAGAAAAGCGCUAAGAGUUCCAAUGCGGAAGAAAGGGGGUUCAAAGGAAGUGGCAUUUCCAGUCUUAAACGAGAGUCCUCGGAUUUACAAGAUCCUCUGAAUUCGCAAAUCCCUUUUGCUGUACCAAAAUUCUCGGAGUUUGCACUUGACCGCUUCAUUAAGAACCCCACUUCCUAUUCUGAAGAUAUUGCCCUUCUUGAACACAGAAUCAUCCAGCUAGGACAAAACACCUUCGAGAACAUAGAAGAAGAUGGCGAGACCAAGCGAUACAUAUUAUCGUUACGAAAGUUGGGUAUUGGAACGGAACCAUCCACGCCCCUUAGCCCACCCUUUGAUCAACAGCUCAGAAUAAACGAUUACAUCCAGUUUCAAGCUUCGAUAAGUACAGAGACGUUAUCCUCAAUACUGAAAGGAACGCAAUUGCUACAGCACGAAGGAAUUUGUAACAGCUCCACGUAUAGUAUUAUCGUGGCAGAUAUUGACCGUCCGAAAGUUCUGAAUGUUCGACCGGUUAGUAUUCCCAGCUUAUCUCUAAUCCUCGAACUUCUCCGUGAGGUGCAAGAAUUCAUCCAGCAAGAAGACAACCAGCAACGAGACUUGGUUUUAGAGGAUGUAGCGGAGAUAUUAAUGCACAUUGUUGUGAGUCUUGGCCUAGGUAUCCCUCAAACCGUUUUAGCUGUGGGUGAGCACAAUCGAGAACGACAACAGGAUAUCUGCCAUUUAAUGAGCUCCAUUCUAAGCGUUCUGCAUGUCGUUUUACUUUCAUUCGUCAGGUCACAUCUGGAUAAUUCUGGGUACACGCCGAGCGGGUCAUUGAGUGAUGGGUUACACAUCGAGUGUCCUGGAGGUACAUUGUUCUUGGCAGCCCGGCGAUUGAAGUGCCUGAAUGGUUUCCUCAAGCAGCCAGUUUGGGCAUUGAACUUUAUUCCCACAAACUCGAAGUUGUCAAAGGUUGAAUGCGAUGGGUUUUAUCUCUCUUCAUCUAUAGAUCAUCUUGCGGAGCUAUGGGGUCCCCUGAGAGUUAAUCGUACCGAGGUAUUGACUGCCUCGUCGAUUGAGACUCAUGGCGGUAGACUCCUAAGUGCCGAACAUGACAUAUCUUCGGUUCAACCACUAGAAUCAGAGUUGCUCUGUCAUUGGUCUAGUUGGAUGGAGACGAACUCACUCGAAAACAAAACUCCCAUUGACACAGCCAAACUCCUCUUGAUUGGCGUAAGAACCAUACCACAAGCUUCCCAAGAACUUCAGAGAUUACCCAGAUUCCAUAAGAUUGAUCUGUGUAAUUGUCCUGACCAAUAUAUCUCUCAGCCUCGCCACCGCGCAUUCGAGCUUGGUACGCGCCCUCCCAAUUGGAAAAUGAAAGAAAGAACCGCACAGGCCUCCGGUGGUCAAUAUUUGACAAUUACCUUAGGAGCCACAUACAAGUUUGAUGCAGGCUGGACUUUGAAAGACGUGAUACUCGAAGACUGGGUCAAUGCUGGCAAAACGGAUGCAUCGCACACACCUAAUCCAUAUUUAAUGGAUUGUCUUGCUGUAUUGGAUUUCAGUUGCUGUUCUGGUCAUGCUCGAAGGAUUAGCUUGUGGGCACUGCUCAAAGAUCUUGUUACUAGAGGUUAUCUCUAUCAGAAAUUCGAUAAUCAAAUAGAGAAUUCUGGGGACAUUGUGAGGUUGCUUGAUGGAUUAAUUUCCGUUGAUUCGUUAUCCUCAAUUUGGACAACAAUACCGGCCACCCAGAGGAAGCUUCUGAUAUUCAGCUUCAAAGAGAUAUUGAAAAUACUAAAAUUCACAGGGAUUGGAGACGACAAAAAGUUACAAGCAUGGGAUAUUACUUAUUUCAAUCGUAAUGAUGGCAGGAAACUUGCUCCUCGGUGGUCAUCUUUUGUCAAGGAUGAUAGCAACUCUGCUACGUUCGCCGUCAUCACAAGCAAUUGCGUAAGAUACAGUCAGAGUAAUGAUCAAGCCCUGACAGAUACCGUUCUUCAAACCCAACUGUGCAUCACAGCAGCACAGAAAAUAAAUAGGGGACUCGCGGCUUCCAAAAAAGAUGCAGAAACGCAAGAUACUCAGUCAAGCUCGUCGGCUACUUUCUCAUCCAGAUGGGCCGUUAAUCGGUCUCGAGUGAUGGAUGUUCAAUCUCGUCAAUCGGCAGAUAGAUAUCAAACCAUGAAUACGGACUCCCGGCAACCACCUCCUGCGGACCAAUGUGAUACAGAAAAGAGAUUACUAGAGCGUAUAAGAAAUAACCAGAAAGGAAGACAGAUAGGAUCUGAUGCGGCAUCACAAUCAUCUCUUACUGGAAAUGAUCCACCCUUGUUAGCUUCCCAAUAUCCAUCCAACAAUCUAUCUCCAUCCCGAAAACGUCUAAAGACCGAAGCCUACAGUAUUACACCCUCAGCUAUAACGCAUCCCCCCAUACUCCAUAUCCGCAACAGUUUGGGCCGAAGAGUCGGAAAUUUGUCCUUAGAGCCAGCAACCCCUAUUGAUCUCACCUUUCUCACCGACGAAACCACUCUGCAAGCCAAAUGGGAAGAGGUUUCCCGAAUGAAUCUAGCUGAGAAUUUCAGAAAAAAAGAAGCGCAGCUGGAUAAAAGUAUAAGCAGCUGGGUGCGGAAAUCGAAUGGAUUCAUUCCGAGCCUAAUAGGACGUCUUGCUCCUGUGGAAGGAGAUUUGAGUCCGCUUGAUGUGGUUGAAUAUAUACGACCAGGAAGUUUGACGGCAUACCAGAAGCUGGUUAAUGUUUAUAUUCAUUAG